AGUCGACUGAGCGAUAAUUCGUAUAUGACGUCACUGGAAGCAUAAAAAUCCAAAAUGGACUCUGCAAACUCUGCUGGAGCGUAUGGGGCUGGUAUGGCCGGUGGAUCCUUUAACAUUUUAACAUUUAUUAGAAAACCGCAUGUAAUUCUACGACUAGUCAGUUGGCUAUUUGCCAUCAUUGUGUUCGGCUGCAUAUCUUCUCAAGGAUGGGAAGAAAAUGAGUGUGCAUUUAAUAAUGACAAAAAUGCUUGCGGAUUCGGGACGGCUAUCGGGGUCAUCGCAUUUCUUACACUAACCGCAUUCUUAGUUCUGGAUGCCUUGUUCGAGACUCACAUAAGUUCUGUUCAACACAGAAAGUACAUAGUCAUGGCUGAUAUGGGUUUUUCAGACGCUUGGAGGAAAACUGAGGACAAAAACAAAUUUGGAGUAUCUGGUAUACAAGCAUCCAUUGCUUUUUCAUUCUUUUCAAUAGGGACAUUCGCCGGUUUAACCUUCUUUGCGGUUCAACACUACCGCAAGGGAAUUAGCGAAACUUUUGCCUCGCAGUAUGAUCAAAGUCAACCAACAGGUCCGGCUGGAGAUACCGCAGCCUCCCCAUAUUCGAAUUACCCCGCUCCUGUUGGGGAUAUGGGCCCUGAUCCUUAUCAGCAACCAGCAUUCAACCAAGAUCAGAAGCCUCCAGCGGGAGAUUUUCAACCACCGUCUUACUAG
This is a messenger RNA of Dimorphilus gyrociliatus, 711 nucleotides long. Lineage: Eukaryota; Metazoa; Annelida; Polychaeta; Dinophilidae. The record is from the annotation of a GenBank genome assembly.